Messenger RNA from Dermacentor silvarum, 1347 nucleotides. RefSeq lists its product as uncharacterized. The record is from RefSeq and is a predicted model, not a curated record. Bases 259 to 978 code for a protein of 239 amino acids. The transcript has 2 exons. NCBI's taxonomy places the organism in Eukaryota, Metazoa, Arthropoda, Arachnida, Ixodida, Ixodidae.
AGAAAGUGAUCCCGAGGUAAUCAGUCAUUUGCUUUACCUUAAAUAUCAAGAUUUUCUAAGUUCUGUAUAUGCAAGGUUGUCUUUUAUUAAGCAUAUCGGUUGCUUUCGUAUCUUCAUUUAUAUCUUGUCACCGUAAUACCACCGGGUUUUUGUGCCAUUUUGUUGAAGGUUUGUGCGCAGUGGGUUUGUGCCAUUGUGAUGAAGGAAUUAUAAUAAUCAUCCUCAUCAAGAAUAAACGGAGAAGAGGCGCCCGAGGUCAUGGCAGAGCCCUGGGUGUUGCUGUCCGAGGACGAUUACCCGUGUCCCGUGCUACCUCCGGCCCGGGCGGCGGGCUCUGUGCUCGACGCAUACUUCGUCCACGAGCUGGAAGGUCCGGGCAAGGAGAAGCAGGGAGAGGGUAGGCCGGUUGUGGUGCAGGAAGAGGCAGGCGGGGAAGCGGUGACCGGCCUGCACCAGUCCGUAGGUCACCGGUUCGUUGUCCCUGGUCGUGGUGUUUCUGCCCCUGGUGCUUCCCCUGGUCGUCUACCUGGGCGCCACCAACCAGUUCAUCGAGGCCCGCCAAGGGCUGCUCGUCGAGGGAAUCCUCGACCUGGACGACGACAUCACACCUCCAGUCCGGGACCCUGCACACGAGGGCCGCCAACUCAGGACGCUGGACGGCGACUUCGAAGAAGAGCUCAGCUGGAUGUCGGGCAACACGCCGGGCUCACCGCCGUUCUCGGCGAAGACAAGCGACAUGUCACCGCCGCCGAAGUACAAGGAGAUGCGGGAGUUGCCGGAGGUAGCCUGGCCCGUGGACUGGAAGGGCGGGAACGCCACUCUGGGGCCGAGGCCGCUGGACGAGGACGAAGACUUGCCCAUAAAGCACAAUCUGCCCUUCAAAAAGAUGAAGCGGGAAGGACCAACCACGGUUCGUGCCUACCUGGCUCCCCAGACAGUCGGGCCAGCCCCGUUCGAAGGCCUUCCAGAACUCCGUGAGUUCACCAGAAGAAGCAAACGCCACGGCGGCAAAACUCCGUCCACGCGCAUCCCCAUCAUGCGCGAACCGCACGAAGAGUGAACCCUGCGAACCGCACGAAGAGUGAGCCGCCUCCCUUUUCCUGCCUGGCCCAGAGUCUCACGUUUGAACGAGACGGAGGCCUUCUGACGCUUCCGGAUGCACCGACUUCGUCAUGCGAGAAAUCGGAUAAAGAAAGCGGCAUCAUUUAUGACUGACAUGUGUUAUCUUUUCACUGGUUUUCAACACCACACACCGACCUUCUUUGGUGGCUUAGCGGAUAUAUAUGGAACUCUGCUGCUGAGUGUGAGGUCGCAGGUUCAAUUACAGGCAGUGACGAUUGCAUUCCG